This is a messenger RNA of Colletotrichum truncatum, 1005 nucleotides long. Its product is annotated as dihydrodipicolinate synthetase family protein. Gene Ontology annotation, molecular function: 4-hydroxy-tetrahydrodipicolinate synthase activity. The record is from RefSeq and is a predicted model, not a curated record. NCBI's taxonomy places the organism in Eukaryota, Fungi, Ascomycota, Sordariomycetes, Glomerellales, Glomerellaceae.
AUGUCACCCUCAGCAAACGGUAACUCUAUCCACCACAACGGAAACGGCGCUAGCCAUUCCUCAAGGCCACCUCUUACGCCCGGUCUCUACGUCCCGACGGUGGCCUUCUUCAGUUCCGAUGACUCGGUAGAUGUCGAAACGACUACCUCCCAUGCCAUCCGCCUCGCUAAAGCCGGUGUUGCCGGCCUUGUGACCCACGGCUCCAACGGCGAAGCCGUUCAUCUCGAUCAUGCCGAGAGACAACUCAUCAACCGGACCACACGUGCAGCCCUUGAUUCGGCCGGCAGAAGCGAUCUGCCUUUGAUUGUCGGUUGCGGCGCACAAUCCACUAGAGAAACCAUCCAGCUCUGCGAAGAGGCCGGCGCAUCCGGUGGUGACUACGCCCUCGUCUUGCCACCCGCCUACUACGGAGGCUUGCUUUCAACCGAGCACAUCCUGCAGCACUUCCGCGAGGUCGCAGACGCAAGUCCCGUACCGAUCCUUAUUUACAACUACCCCGGCGCUUGCAGUGGCUUGGAUCUUAACUCUGAUACCAUCAUUGCUCUUUCCAAGCACAACAACAUCGUUGGCGUAAAGCUGACUUGUGGCAACACCGGAAAGCUUGCCCGGAUAGCUGCUGCUACUGUCCCUAACAAGGGCGACGCCGGUCCUCCUUUCCGGACUUUCGGCGGCAGUGUUGACUUCACCCUUCAAACCCUUGUUGUCGGUGGCCACGGUAUUAUUGGUGGAACCGGAAACAUUGCGCCUCUGGCUUGUGUAAAGCUGAUCAAGCUUUGGGAUGAGGGUAAGCUGGCUGAGGCGAGAGAUUUGCAGGCCGUUGUUGCUCGGGGCGACUGGACAGCUAUCCAGGGGGGUUUUGUUUCUGUCAAGGCCGCAUUGCAGGAGUACUACAACUAUGGAGGCCUUCCAAGGAAGCCUUGCACACUUCUCGAAGGCGAGAGGCUCACAAAACAGCUUGAUGGUUUCUCUGAGCUUGUUGGUGUGGAGAAGACGCUGCAGCAGUAA